UGUGUAUUGACACGUAACCACGAAUUGAUUGGAGAAGAACUGAGCGUUAUGGAGUAGAUAUUAACCUCGGCGGAAGCAUGUAGGAUCAGCCUACAGUGACAUUUGUUUAUUUUCUGAAGAAAGCGAGGUUAAACUCAAACCCCAAUAAUGCCAGCGGGUGUGUCUUGGCCUCGCUACCUGAGGAUGUUUGGGGCCAGUGUCCUUGCUAUGUUCGCAGGAGCACAGGCUGUGCACCAAUACUACCUUCCUGACCUAAGUAUUCCUGAGAUCCCACCCAGGCCCGGCGAGUUGAGGACAGAACUGCUUGGCUACAGACUUAAGGAGGAGGCUGUUUCCCUGCAGCAGCAGAUGAACUCUGCACAGAAACCUGACUGAUCAUAUGCCCUAUGAUCUCAGGGAUGGACAUGAUUCAAGUGGAUAUAUAUUUGAUAUUUUUAUGAAUGUGUUGCAGAUUUUGUUUUAUCCCUCUCAGUUAGACGACCAAAACAGUUAGAGGACCUAGGUGGCUUUGGUGAAAUUGCAAUUUUGUCACUGCUACCGUACCUUAAGUCAAUCAUCAUAAUAUACUAUGAAUUAAUAAAUACAUUGUCUGUCUUAUA
Gadus morhua (Atlantic cod) is the source of this 599-nucleotide messenger RNA. RefSeq names its product ubiquinol-cytochrome c reductase complex assembly factor 6 (gene uqcc6). The coding region runs from base 148 to 375 and encodes 75 amino acids. NCBI's taxonomy places the organism in Eukaryota, Metazoa, Chordata, Actinopteri, Gadiformes, Gadidae. Gene Ontology annotation, biological process: mitochondrial respiratory chain complex III assembly. The record is from RefSeq and is a predicted model, not a curated record. The transcript is spliced from 3 exons. Gene Ontology annotation, cellular component: mitochondrion.